Messenger RNA from Solanum pennellii, 897 nucleotides. RefSeq lists its product as uncharacterized. The coding region runs from base 1 to 897 and encodes 298 amino acids. The transcript has a single exon. Lineage: Eukaryota; Viridiplantae; Streptophyta; Magnoliopsida; Solanales; Solanaceae. The record is from RefSeq and is a predicted model, not a curated record.
AUGGAUAAUGAGAUACAAAGGCUACAGACUAAUGAAGAUAAUCUGAAGUCUAGAGCUAAUAUAAUUCAGCAGCAUGACUAUAAAGAUGCGGAGCUACGUCGUUCGGCAGACGAAAAACAGCCAGAUCUAAAAGGAGACGGUGGGAAACUCCAUAAAACCCAUGACAAAGUUUGUUUAAAUACAACUGCAGGUACAAGCAGGAAAGCUAGUGAGAAACCAAGAAACACAAACCUAAACCAGUUAUUCAUAAAACCAUUUAUCCAAAAUACACAAAUACAAAUACCCACAGAACCACAAACUUCCACAUAUGCAGCUAGCAUACAAAGUGAUAAAAAGAGAUACAAUUACAUUGCACAAUCGUAUAUCGAAAACAUAUAUAAGAUCCAAACAUAUUUAAACUUAAACCCCAGAUCUACACAAACCAAAAACCCAGAAGAAGACUAUAUAACCCAAAAAUUACAAGGAUAUAAUAGAUUAAUCGCACAAUCCAAAACUAGUCCAAAUUUAGUUAGAACAUGUUAUAAUUAUGGGUUACUUGGUACAGUAUACACAUAUGAUGGCGAAGAGAUAAGUGGAAUACCAGAAUUAUACAAAGCAUUCGUCACAUACAAAAGAGUUACCAAAGGAAAUCUAUUUUAUAUUAAGUUUUAUACAGCACCAGCUGAGAUAUUAUAUGAAGAAAUCAAAUCACCAAUUCAAGUUAUAAAGAUAGGUUUGACCAGAGAUAUGAUAAUACCAGAAGAGAUAGAAAAACAGGCUGAAAUACCGAAGAUAGAGAUACCAAACUUUUAUGAAAAUAAAAGGAUAAUUGGUAUAGCAACAAUUAUACAAGAACUAGCUAACAAUUAUUUAACGGCAAUGCUAUUUGGAGUUAUUAUGCAAGAGACCAAGUUAUGA